AUGGAACCUACGCUUGAAACAGCUCUGCAAGCAAUUGAUGCGCUAUACGUAAAUCCGGAAAACUCUGUUAAAGAAGGAGCUUCUAAAUGGCUCUGUGAAUUUCAAAAAUCGGUUUACGCUUGGGAAAUUGCCGAUAAAUUACUUUAUCUAAAUCGAGAUUUGAAUUCAAGCUAUUUUGGUGCACAAACUAUUCGUAUUAAGAUUCAAAUGUACUUUACGGAACUGCCCCCAAAUUCACAUGAAGGGUUGAAAGAUUCUCUAUUGAACCAUGUUAAAAAAAUAACAAAGGAAACGCCAAAAUCUAUUGCGAAUCAGCUUUGUUUAGCUCUUGCCGAUUUAUACUGCCAAAUGGUUCAUUGGAAAAAUGCGAUCACAGAUAUUAUUAAUGGAUUAUCAUCAAAUGACGUUUCAUCAUUAUAUUUACUCGAUAUAUUGAGGUUCAUUGCGGAAGAAAUGAACUCAAAAACUCUGCGUCUUGGGUUAAAUCGAAGGCAUGCUUUAAAGUCUGAUCUGGAGCAGCACAAACGUCUCGUUUCAGAUUUCUUGGUCUUUAAAAUGAAGAAUGCGGAUCCCCAAAUUCUUUCAAAAAUUUUCAAGUGCCUUUCCUCAUGGUGGGAUCAUACUGGAAUUAUGACUGAAUCUGAUAUUCGAACUGAACUCCUAGAGGGUGCCUUUUAUGUCCUUCAAAAUUCCGAUUCUUGUCCUGAAGAAACUUGUGAAGACGCUAGCGACUGGAUUGUUAGCCUAGUUACUUUUUGUCCAACCAUAAGCGGCUAUCACACUGAAAUGCUUAGCGUUCUUCAGGUCAAUAUUUACGCUCUCCAAGGAGUCUUCCAGAGAUGCUGUGCUCAAGCUGCCAAGACCUUGGAUGAGUCCGUUGCUGAAGGAUUCGUAAAACGCGCCUCUCUUAUUGUGGUCAUCUUUGCUGAGUUGACAAACACAGUGCGUAAUGCUUUAAUAAAAAAGCCUGGUGCCCCUGGCUCGGGGGGACCCGGUGAUUUACAAACUCUGGAUUGCCUCAUCUCUGUCCUAGAAGCUCCUCCCCCUGUUUGUUGCAUCAAAAAUGUACUUCAAACAUUCCAAGCUCUGGAUUCUCUUGCAGAAAAUGCGGUUGAAAGCGGUUAUCAUCCUAAUGCUCGACAUAAGAGAAUUUCUGGUGAUGGCCCUGCUGCUGAAGAUAUGAAUCCACGGAUCCUACUCAAUUCCUACUAUACUCGUGUAGUAUCUGUCCUCACUCGACUCUGUGUCAACUACUCAGAUGAUCUAGAAACAGCUGAUGAAGUUCGGGAAUUUCGAGAGGACGUUUACACCAUAAUGAUCAGUAUUGUGGAUUUGGUCGGUGCUGAUGUCAUUUUCAAUGAGCUCUUCAAUCGAAUUAUGCAGUUGCAGGAAAUGAACAGCACAGGCAACUCCGCAAACUUGUUUCAUGAAGCCGAAGCUUGUCUUUUUAUGAUGACCACGAUUGCAAAGCGCCUCUCCUCCUACGAUCUCGAGGGUCGUAUUGCUACCCUCAUCAACUCUUUCGUUCUUCCCGGUCUAGCUUCUAAACCAUCGCCUUCAAUGCAAGAGGUUGUGUGUAUUCUCUUCAAUGAACUCGCCGCGUGGAUCGUUCUUCAUCCUGAAAUUCGGCGGGAGAUUGUUGAACAGCUCAUUCGAAUAAUUGAGGGUGCGGCUAACCUGACCCAGUCUAAUUUCGAUAAGCAGGUCGUUUGUGAAGCUCUUGUGGCACUGGGAAAGCUUUGUCAGUCCUGUCGAGGUCGAAGAACUUUUUCCGAUAAGGAUCCCAUUCCUUGUGAUGGCCUCAUCGACGAACAAUGGAAUGACUUAAUUUUUCGAGUGACCUAUUCCAUUCCACGUUUUGCUCGUGUUCCCAGCACUGAGACGCAGUCAUUCUACGAAGGAGUCGCUCGAUCUCUAAUGGCCUCCAUCGCAUAUCUACCCAAAGACGGUAUCGAUCCUAGACCCGCUAGAUUGGCACUUCCUGAACGUCUUGCCCAACUACUAUCUGCCAAUAUUCAAUGUAUCAACAAACUGAUGGAACAGAACCAGCCAAUCAUACUCAAAGACAAGAAUACUGACCCUGCCAUUUGGUUGGAUCUUAUAGCAGCGGUCUUUCGCACAACGGCUGCAUUACUCUCCCGCCUAGAUGAUGCUUAUAGGAGAAAUAAGGCGAUUAGUCCUUCCCGCAACAGUCAAGGUGAUCAACAAGGGCAAGUUAAAGGCGAUAGUCUAAGCGAAUCUGCUCAGACGUGCUUGAAUGGUUGCUUGAAUGUCUUCGUCUCCAUCGUUUGGCCAGUUCUAUCUAGGUGCCUGGAGAUGUACAGCAGCAAAAAUCAUAUUAUGGAACGAUGUUGUCGGGUUAUUCGAUUCGUUGUAAGAACCUUCUCAAUUAAUCUUCGAGAUGCUCUCCCAGAUAUUGCCAAUAAGCUUGUACAAUCCUAUCAACAAGAUCAACACUCUUGCUUCCUCUACCUCGCUGGAGUUUUAACCGACGUCUUUGGUGAUCUUCCUGAAUGUCGACCCGGUCUUGUCAAUCUCUUUGAGGUUACCUUAGCUCCACCAACGCUGAAUUCACUGUCUGGCUCUUUAGCUGAACAGCCAUAUGUUGUUGAAGACCUUUAUCGCCUCUGUGUCCGUCUUGUUCAACGCUGCGCGACUACUUUCCUCUCAAAUCCCAAUGUAAAUAUAUAUGCCCUCCUAAAUACAGCCCUAGAAUCUCUCACCCUCUUCACCCUCAACCAAAUUUCCGCCGAGUCUGAUGAGGAUAGUGAUGGUGAAAAGGACGGUUCAACCCCGGUUGAUUCCAAAAAGUCAGAUCCUAAGGCCACCCAAUCUGCCACGGGAGCAGUAGCUCAUUUCAUCCAAGAAGUUCUCACUUUCACGGUGGAGACGAGCGAAGACACCCUAUCUGCAAUUCUUUCUGGGCACGAGUUACCUCAACCGGGAAAUGAAUCUGCACUCGCUGCUCGAAGACUCAUGUUUUGGGUGUUGAAACCGGAGAUUUGUGGUGGACAGCGACUCAUUACAACGUGUAUCCAUAGCUGUUGCAAUGGGCUCUCUGAUGACCUCUUCCCGGAUAUUUCUAAUUUGCUGUUGGGUUUGAAGAUGAUGGUUCCUCGUGAUCUAUUUUCCAUCUGGAUGGACCGUACGUUAGAAGGACUUCCUAUUGUUCGAGCUGACGGUCUUGUUCAAGCUACAAAGCAACAACUGACUGAUUUCAAAGAAGGCGUUAUGUCGUAA
Rodentolepis nana is the source of this 3240-nucleotide messenger RNA. The record is from the annotation of a GenBank genome assembly. NCBI's taxonomy places the organism in Eukaryota, Metazoa, Platyhelminthes, Cestoda, Cyclophyllidea, Hymenolepididae.